Molecule: messenger RNA, 550 nt
Organism: Rubroshorea leprosula
Lineage: Eukaryota; Viridiplantae; Streptophyta; Magnoliopsida; Malvales; Dipterocarpaceae
Source: the annotation of a GenBank genome assembly
CUCUCUCUUUCCCCCUUCUCUCUCCCUUCUCUCCUGCCUCUGCCCCUUCUCCGGCGCUGCGUUGUUUUUUGCUCGGAAGCCUUUGAGCUUCCGAGGUUUUGAUGCUUGAGCCGCCGGGUUUCCUGGCCGUUCAAGCAUGGUUGGAGCCGAACUGUGCUCCCUCCUCCGACGACCCUUCCGGAUUCGGGGGUGGUCCCCUCCAUCCGGCAGCUUCUUUGGUGGAGGUGUACGCGGGGGAUCCUAGAUUUGGCAACCUCGCGACCCACCUGCUGCCUCCAGGGAUCGGCCUCCGCCGGAUUAGGUCUCUGCAUCAGCAUCCGGGAGCCUGGCGCACCUUCCACAUGGGUAGAUUGAAGGGUGUCCUGUUUGGAUCGCUUGACCGAAGGCCGCUGUAUAGCUGGGUCCUUAGUGGUUGUUCGAGUGUCUUGUGCACCUCCCUUCGGCCUCUGGAAAUGGGUUUACUCUAGUUUCUUGCUCCUGUUGUAAUUUUACUGUUUAUUUUCCUGUAGAUGCCGUAUAGCGGUGUUUGAAAUGAACCAAUUUUGUUAUG